CAAAUCUGGUGGUCAAGAUAAAUAAUAAUAAUAAAUAAAGUUCUCCUGCUGACUAAUAAUAUGACAAACCUGUGACCUUUCUAACAUCCUGUCAACAUUAGCUGAUUCCCUGACCACACGAAUACUGUGUCCUUGGCCUGCGUAAAUGUUUCACAUUUCCACCCUCCCUCUGUUACCCAUGUUAUGGUAUAAAUUCAGCCUUGGAGAAAAAUAAAAUUGUCGCCUUGAUCAGACUCUUGUCUUGGCGUCCUUCGUGUCUCUUGUUCUCCGUUCUCUUCCAGGUACACCCAACACCCUUCACUUACAAAUGUUUUGGCCCUGAUAUUUGCCAUCGAGGGGAUUAACAGAAACUCCCAAAUUUACUAAAUACCUCUCUGGGAUUUGAAGUAUAUAAUCUUCUGCAUUUUGAAUGGAAUAUUCUGAAAAGAUUAUUUUAUUGGCUCACCGAUUUGAGCAUCUUCAUCCCUAAUUAUAGGUGUAGAAAAGAGAGCAAAUCAGCUGCUGCACUUACUGGAAUAUCAUGGGAAACUUCUAAACUUAUAGGGACAGUGCUGCAUCUUUACAAAUUUCCUCAGAUGCGAACUCUCAUCUGUUUAAUUGCAACCCCUUCCUGCCUAACUGAAUCAGGAUACCUCCUACACCAGGAUGGAGCUGUGGUCAUUGGUGCAUUUUUUCCUGUUUUAAAGUCCGUGCCUGUAAGUGAAAUAAUAGAUUGGAAAACAUUAUCUUUUGACACACACAAUUCUUUAUGGAUAAAUGCACAAAUGUACCAACUUGUUUUGGCCAUGAUAUUUGCGAUCAAUGAGAUCAAUGUGAAGUCCCAUAUUUUACCAAACACCUCUCUGGGACUUGAGAUUUAUAAUCUGCCACAUUUUGAACGGAAUAUUCUGAGGAGUGCACUAUCUUGGCUCACAGGCUUGAGCAAAUUCAUUCCUAAUUACACUUGCAGAAAGGAUAGCAAAUCAGCUGCUGCACUUACUGGAAUAUCACGGAAAACAUCUGAGACCUUUGGGACUUUGUUGGACAUUUACAAAUUUCCUCAGCUUAAUUUUGGGCCGUGUGAUCCUGUUCAGAUAGGCAGAAACCAGUUUCCAUCUGUGUACCAGGUGGCCCCCAAAGACACACCUCUGUUCUGUGGUAUCACCUCUUUGAUGCUUCAUUUCAACUGGACCUGGGUGGGACUGCUAAUCACAGAUGACAACAGAGGUUCUCAGUUUCUAUCAGAGUUAAGAAAGGAGCUGGACAAGAAUAAAAUCUGCAUAGCCUUUGUGGAAACAGUAAUAUUUUUGGGGGAAUCAUUGCAUUGUCCGCUAACCCACAAUCAGAUGCAGACUCUAGAGUCAUCAGCAAAUGUGAUUAUAGUUUAUGGACAUUUUGCUUUUCAAUUAAUUGUAAUACAAAGUAAACACAGAAAGUAUGAAAUGAAAAAGAUUUGGGUCAUAACCUCAAAAUGGGUUGGCCAAAAAAUUGAACAAUAUACCAUGUUAGAAUUGGCCCAUGGCACUCUCACUUUCUCACCCCAUCAUGGGGAGAUUUCUGAUUUCACAAAUUUUAUGCAGGAAGUCACCCCUAUCAAGUAUCCAGAAGACAUUUUUCUUCACAUCUUGUGGAACCAGUAUUUCAGUUGUCCACUUUUGCAUUCUGAGUGUAAAAUCUUUGAAAACUGUAUACCCAAUGCCUCUUUGGAAUUGUUGCCAGGGGGUGUUUUUGAGCUAGUCAUGACUGAAGAGAGUUACAAUGUGUACAAUGCUGUGUAUGCAGUGGCCCACAGUCUCCAUGAGAAGGCUCUCCAUCAAGUAGAAAUUCAACCACAGGAUAAUAAAGAUAGGACUAUAUUAUUUCCUUGGCAGCUUCACCCUUUUCUGAAGAACAUUCAGCUGAUAAAUUCUGUUGGUGAUUGUGUGAUUCUGGACUGGAAAAAGAAGACGGAUACAGAGUAUGAUAUCUCCAAUAUUUGGAAUUUCCCAACAGGUCUUUCCUUAUUAGUGAAAGUGGGUACAUUUGCUCCAAGUGCUCCCAAGGGGCAACAACUUUCGAUAUCUGAACACAAAAUUAACUGGCCCAUAGGAUUUACAGAGAUUCCAAAGUCUGUAUGCAGUGAGAGCUGCAGUCCUGGACACAGGAAAGUCAUCCUGGAGAGCAAGCCUGCCUGUUGCUUUGACUGCACUCCUUGCCCAGAUAAAGAGAUUUCCAACGAGACAGAUGUGGGUCAGUGUGUGAAGUGUCCUGAAUCUCAUUAUGCAAAUACAGAGAAGAGUCACUGCCUGAAGAAGACUAUGACCUUUCUGGAUUAUAAUGAUUCCUUGGGGACGGGACUCACACUCAUGUCUCUGGGAUUCUUUGUUGUCACAGGUCUUGUUAUUGGGGUUUUUAUAAUCCACAGAAACACUCCAAUUGUGAAGGCCAAUAAUAGAUCUCUCAGUUAUAUCCUGCUCAUCACUCUCACUCUCUGUUUCCUUUGUCCCUUGCUCUUCAUUGGGCUUCCAAACACAGCCACAUGUAUCCUACAGCAGAACUUGUUUGGACUUCUCUUCACUGUGGCUCUAUCCACAGUGUUGGCCAAAACUAUCACUGUAGUUAUGGCAUUCAAGAUUACUGCUCCAGGAAGAAAGACAAGAUGGUUGCUGAUAUUAAGAGCCCCUCAGUUCAUCAUUCCACUUUGUGCCCUGAUGCAAAUCCUUUUCUCUGGGAUAUGGCUGGGAACAUCUCCUCCAUUUGUUGACAUGGAUGCUCACUCUGAACAUGGGCACAUCAUCAUUCUAUGCAACAAGGGCUCAGCUAUUGGCUUCUACUGUACUCUGGCCUACCUGGGAGUCAUGGCCUUUGGUAGUUACCUCUUGGCUUUCAUGUCCAGGAAUCUUCCUGACACAUUUAAUGAAUCCAAGGCCCUGGCUUUCAGCAUGCUGAUGUUCUGCAGUGUCUGGGUCACAUUCCUCCCUGUCUACCACAGCACCACUGGGAAGGUCAGGGUGGCUAUGGAAAUGUUUUCUAUCUUGGCUUCCAGUGCAAGCAUUCUAACCCUAAUCUUUGUCCCUAAGUGCUACAUUGUUUUGUUCAGACCAGAGAGGAACAUACUUCCUCUAAACAGAGAAAAAAGACAGCAUAGGAGUAAAAAUCCUGAAACAUAGCAGUCAAAACAAACAUUGGCCUAGCACAAAAUGUCUGAUUGUUGACAUUUCUCCUGCUAUAUAAACAAUUAGUCCUUUGACUUUGAGGACAGGAUCACAUGAGACAGACUGGUGAUAUUGCUUCAAAUUAUGUAAAAUAUGUGAAAUGGUUAUAUUGACCAAUAAAAUACUUGUUCUUGUAUGA
Messenger RNA from Rattus norvegicus (Norway rat), 3312 nucleotides. Lineage: Eukaryota; Metazoa; Chordata; Mammalia; Rodentia; Muridae. The record is from RefSeq and is a predicted model, not a curated record.